Messenger RNA from Cladocopium goreaui, 807 nucleotides. Lineage: Eukaryota; Dinophyceae; Suessiales; Symbiodiniaceae. The record is from the annotation of a GenBank genome assembly.
AUGGUGCCAAGUGUGACUGACACGUCAACGGAUGUGGCUGCUACCGUGGCCAAGCCUGUGACGGCCUUUGCAACUGCUAGUGCCCCCCCAACAAUGAUGGAUCGAAACGAAACAGGCGUAGAACGCGCCUUCGCUGGAGAAAAGACAAAGACGGUGGCGGGCACUGAAUCGGCUGUCGAGCUGGAGCCCACUGGAUGCAGAGAUUCGGUGCCUGGGAGCUGCUUCACCGUGGGGGUGGACACGGAUCUGCGUGGCGCGCCACCCUUGGGGCUUACCUUUGAUGUCAUGGAUCCAGCAGUGUGCGUGGUGGCAUCAGUGAGCGCUCCAUCCCUGAUCCAUUCCUGGAACCAGCGAUGUGCCCCAGAGGAGGUUGUGAAACCCCGAGAUCGGUUAGUGAAGGUGAAUGGUUUGUCUCGUGCUGAUGCUGAAGGCUUAGCCAAGGUCUUGGCUGAGGGCCUCGGGCACAAAAAGAAGGCCCAUGCUUUGUUAGAAUUUCAGCAUCCGCUGGUCGUCGACGUGAAGUUGAGGAAGGAUGGAGCGCUGCCGCUAGGUCUCAGCCUUCACUACGCGUUGUCGGAGAAUAAGAUAGGAGGGCUUUGUGUCAAGAGCAUCGGCGACGGAUUGGUCAAGGCCAAAGGUCCGCAGAUCAAGGAGGGGCACCGGGUUGUGGCGAUUGAUGCGUCUGAGAUGGGCGUGGACAAGAUGUUGGAGACGCUGCGCGUCAGCAAGGAGGUGACCCUCACAAUCAUCUCAUGGCCGGAGCAGGGAGGAGAACCAGCGGCACCAGCUCCUUGCGUUUCACCCUGA